Molecule: messenger RNA, 1912 nt
Organism: Benincasa hispida (wax gourd)
Lineage: Eukaryota; Viridiplantae; Streptophyta; Magnoliopsida; Cucurbitales; Cucurbitaceae
Product: mogroside I-E synthase-like
Molecular function (GO): quercetin 7-O-glucosyltransferase activity; quercetin 3-O-glucosyltransferase activity
Source: RefSeq, a predicted model, not a curated record
AAGUUUAGCUUAGGGAUUGAAAGUGUUUUUGAAAAAUUUAAAAAAUAAUAAUAAUUAGAUCUUGACGUUUAUACAUUCGCCGAAUGCGCGCGUUUGAGCAAAUCUUGGUGUACCAUAACCCACUCUACUGCUGCAGCAGCACCAACACAGCCACAUUCUCAUCUCCGACAAAGAGCCGUCGGAAAUGGAGGAGACGACGGGGAACGGAGUAGGAAGAAGAAGAAUCGUGAAACAGAAUCAUGUAAUCGUAUUCCCUUUCCCAAGGCACGGCCACAUCAGUCCAAUGCUCCAAUUCUCGAAGCGAUUAAUUUCCAAAGGCCUUCUCCUCACAUUCCUCACCACUUCCUCUGCAUCUCAAUCCCUAAUUCUCAAUCUCCCUCCCUCUCCCUCUUUCCACCUCAAAAUCAUCUCCGAUGUCUCUGAAUCCAACGUACUCGCCUCUCUCGCCGCAUAUCUUCAGAGCUUCCGCGCCGCCGUCACCAAAUCCUUGGCCAAUUUCAUCGAUCAAGCCCUAAUUUCAAGUUCCGAUGAAGAAAUUCCUCCCACUCUCAUCGUUUACGAUUCUGUUAUGCCCUGGGUGCAGACUGUUGCUGCAGAGCGAGGUCUCGAUACGGCUCCGUUUUUCACUCAAUCUGCUGCCGUUAAUCACGUUCUCCUGCUCGUCUAUGGAGGAUCUCUAAGUAUUCCGCCACCGGAGAAUGUGGCGGUUUCGCUUCCGGCAGAGAUCGCUCUUCAGCCGGGAGAUCUGCCGGCGUUUCCUGAUGAUUCUGAAGUGGUUUUGAAGUUCAUGACCAGUCAGUUCUACAAUCUGGAGAAUGUGAAGUGGAUUUUCAUCAACACGUUUGAUCGCCUCGAGUCCAAGGUUGUUAACUGGAUGGCAAAAACAUUGCCUAUCAAGACAGUGGGACCAACCAUUCCAUCGGCAUAUCUAGACGGUCGGUUGGAAGAUGACAAAGCCUACGGUUUGAAUGUCUCAAAAUCCAACGGCGGAAAGAGCCCCAUCAAGUGGUUGGACUCAAAAGAAACUGCUUCAGUUGUUUAUAUUUCAUUUGGAAGUUUGGUCAUCUUAUUAGAAGAACAAGUUAAAGAACUGACCAAUUUACUUAGAGACACUGAUUUUUCCUUCUUAUGGGUCCUAAGAGAAUCAGAAUUGGAAAAGCUUCCUAACAACUUUCUACAAGACACAUCAGAACGUGGCCUAAUUGUGAACUGGUGCUGUCAACCACAAGUUCUAUCUCAUAAGGCUGUAAGUUGUUUUGUGACUCACUGUGGUUGGAACUCGACGCUCGAAGCAUUGAGCUUGGGGGUGCCGAUGGUUGCAAUCCCACAGUGGGUUGAUCAGACGACGAAUGCUAAGUUCAUCGCAGAUGUUUGGGGAGUCGGAAUUCGAGUGAAGAAGAAUGAGAAAGGUAUUGCUACAAAGGAAGAACUAGAAGCCUCCAUCAGAAAAAUUGUUCAAGGAGAAAGGGCAAAUGAGUUUAAACAGAAUUCAAUCAAGUGGAAGAAUUUGGCUAAAGAAGCUGUGGAUGAAGGAGGCACUUCUGAUAAACACAUUGAAGAAUUUGUCCAAGCAAUUGUUGCAUCAAACUAGAUAGACUCGAGAUUUGAUCGUGUCGUUUGUGGAAAAGUUUGUUGUGAAAAGAACCCGAGAAACAAAGGUGAAACAAGAAAAAAUGGAGAUAAGCAGUGCAGUUCAGUUUUCAAAGACAACUUUCACUAAUUGGUUGAUUGUCAGAGUUCUAACGGUUGGAUCGUGUUGAAAUUUGGUCAGUAUGUUCAGGACACCUAGAGUCUCAUUUUCAACGGUUGGAUCGUCGUUUUGAACUUUAGUUUAUUCGCCGUCGCUGUCAAACAUAAGUAGUUUUUUUUGUUUUUUUUCUAUUUUCUUUUAGAAUUUUCUAAAUUCUAGGGU